Messenger RNA from Erythranthe guttata (spotted monkey flower), 801 nucleotides. The record is from RefSeq and is a predicted model, not a curated record. Lineage: Eukaryota; Viridiplantae; Streptophyta; Magnoliopsida; Lamiales; Phrymaceae.
UGCAGAUGAGUCUACAGGAUCAGUUGCGAGAAUUCCUCGCUCGUAUGCCCCGAAAACACCACCUCCUAGCUUUUAUGCAUCCAAAGAAGCAGCCGAGAAAAAGAAAGCGGUAAUGGAAGAGAACCAAAAAAACGUUAGAGCUACUUCGGCCCCACGGCCGCGCCCCCGUGCUGUUUUAUCAAGUCCAGACAACGACGGCAUAAUCGGGAGCAAAAAACAGGCAAGAACAGAGCUAUUAUCUCCAGGUCUGAAAAAUCAAACCUCAAAUCACAACAGACACAAGCUGUGUAAGAUUUUCCCAAAAUCUGUAUCUGCCGAGAGUUUUGCACCCUCACAAGAAUGCAAUAAAAAAUCGGCCGAGCACAAAAACGAGAGUCGAGCAAAAGGCAGAACAACAUUAGCUGAUUCGAGCAUUCGAGCAAAAGGGAGAAAAUUAAUUCCAUCGCCUGUACAUGAUAAAGCUUUUCGAUAAAACUGACUUAGCGAAACUAACGUGUAUGUAUACAUGACGUAUCCGUUUUUGAUACGCGAAUGAGUAACAAUUAUUGUAUUAACAAGAUAUCGAGAGAGAGAGAGAGAGAGAGAGAUACGAAUCGAAAAGGGUUUGAUUUUGAAAGAGAGAACUGCAGAGUUCAUAUAUUAAGUUGACGGUUUUUGUUCGUAUGAGCUUGUCAUGUUGUUGCUACAUUCGAUGUAUGUGCGUAAAAUAAAAUAGGCUUGAAUCCAGCGAAUAAUAUAGGGCAAAUUACUGAGCGAUGUAAGGUCAAAUUACGAAAAAGAACUCUUUUGUUUGCAUGGUUA